AUGGCCGAGUACAAUGCACAGCCCGUUAACGGGAUACCUCAAAAUGGAGAGACGGGACAGUACAUUGCGCGCGGCUCGAAUGAUCGCUUUGAGCUCAUCUCCGGUCCCCUGCUCAACCUUAAGAACAUGCACUACGAAGCCACGACCACCUGGCACGGCAGUGUCUUGAUUGUCACAAAGCCAACCCAGGACCAGCCCCAGCUGCGCCUGCGCCAGGUAGGCGCCGUGGACAGCGGAGCCCAGAAUGGCGAGGGCAGGGCCCCGACGAGCCAAACAAUCGAAGGUCUCAAGCUCUACGAAGAUCCUCAGAAGGCAUUCUGGCGAUUUUCGCUCACCGUGCCAGUGGCCGCAUUCGAAGCGCGCUGGGCGUACGACAUCCCCGGUCUGUACGAGUCCGGGGCCCAGGUCCAGACACCGUGGGAAUUUGUCGUUCCUGCCGAAGAGCAGUCCAUGCGCAUCAUGUUCCACUCGUGCAAUGGCUUUUCCGUCGGCACGGAUAUGGAUGCCUGGGUGGGGCCGAAUCUGUGGAACGAUGUGAUGCGCGUGCAUGGCGAGAAGCCAUUCCACGUUAUGGUUGGCGGCGGUGACCAGAUCUACAACGACGGUAUUCGUGUGGAUGGCCCGCUCAAGCCUUGGACUAUGAUUUCGAAUCCCCACAAAAGGCGACACCAUGACUUCAAUAAUCAGAUGCGUGCUGAGAGCGAUGACUACUACUAUGCCAACUAUGUCCGCUGGUACAACACUGAGCCAUUCCGCACUGCCAAUGGCCGCAUCCCCCAGGUCAAUAUCUGGGAUGAUCAUGAUAUCAUUGAUGGGUUCGGCUCGUACACGGACCACUUCAUGAAGUGUGCUGUCUUCCGCGGUAUCGGCGGUGUCGCUUUCAAGUAUUACUGUCUCUUCCAGCACCACAUUGCUCCUCCCAAGUCGACUUUCACUACCGAUUCCCCGCAGACUAUGCACGCCGUCAAUGGAACUUCCGGUGUUGACCCACGUCAAGUGGAGAACACGUACGUUCUGGAGAACCAGGUCGAGGAUGACAGCUGGAUCAUCGGCAAACGGCCCGGUCCUUACGUGGAAGAGCGCAGCCGAAACAUUUACAUGCGCUUCGGCAAGCGCAUUGCCUUUAUGGGUCUGGAUGCGCGCACAGAACGCACCCGCCACCAGGUCAAUUACCAAGACACCUACGAUCUGAUCUUUGACCGAUUGCAGCGCGAGAUCGUCGACUCCAACGGCGACAUCAAGCACUUGGUGGUAUUGCUAGGUGUGCCAAUCGCAUACCCACGUCUCGCAUGGCUCGAGAACAUCCUCACGUCUCCCCUGAUCGCGCCGGUCCGGCUGCUGAACAAGCGCUUCGGCGUGGCAGGCGGCCUCUUCAACGAGUUCGACGGCCAGGUCGAUCUCCUCGACGACCUGGACGACCACUACACCGCGCGCCAGCACAAGCGCGAGCGCAAAAUGCUAGUUCACCGCCUACAAGAGUUCGCCCGCAGCCACAGCGUGCGCGUAACCAUUCUCAGCGGCGACGUCCACCUCGCCGCCAUCGGCCGCUUCUACUCGAACCCAAAACUCAACCUCGCAGGCGAAAACGACCACCGCUUCAUCGUCAACGUCGUCAGCAGCGCUAUCACGAAUAAGCCGCCGCCUCAGGCCGUCGCGAACCUCCUUGCCCGCAGAAACAAAAUCCACCACCUCGACCGCGAAUGCGACGAGACCCUCAUGCCUUUCUUCGACAAGCAGCCCGGCGGCCGGGAGAAAGGUGCUGACUGGAAUAAGGUCACCAUGCCAUCCCGCAACUUUGCCAUCCUCACGGAGGUCGUCGCCCCAGGUUCUGGUAACACCGGUAUCCUCGACGCCAAUUCCGUGAAACUGGAUCGUCUUCCUAAGGACGGUCACGCACCACUGCAUAAGGGCGAAGUUGAUGCUGGAACGACGCACAGCGCUGCUGACGGGUUCACCUGUGCGAGCGGCAUGUAUGGCGGACUUGAUGUUUCCGUCCGUGUCGAGAUCGAUCCCCAUGAUCGUAGUGCUACUACCGAGGGAUAUGGGUUUAGUAUCCCGCCCCUGUUGGCUACCCAGGGUCCCCCAUCCACCGGUAACCGGCUUAGUCUGCACUCGCGCAGGUCCCAGGGCCGGCCGUCAACGGCGAUGUAA
Penicillium mononematosum is the source of this 2151-nucleotide messenger RNA. RefSeq lists its product as uncharacterized. Gene Ontology annotation, cellular component: membrane. The transcript is spliced from 2 exons. The record is from RefSeq and is a predicted model, not a curated record. The coding region runs from base 1 to 2151 and encodes 716 amino acids. NCBI's taxonomy places the organism in Eukaryota, Fungi, Ascomycota, Eurotiomycetes, Eurotiales, Aspergillaceae.